Panonychus citri (citrus red mite) is the source of this 1719-nucleotide messenger RNA. Its product is annotated as mitochondrial inner membrane protein OXA1L-like. Gene Ontology annotation, molecular function: membrane insertase activity. Gene Ontology annotation, cellular component: mitochondrial inner membrane. The record is from RefSeq and is a predicted model, not a curated record. The coding region runs from base 100 to 1434 and encodes 444 amino acids. The transcript has 7 exons. NCBI's taxonomy places the organism in Eukaryota, Metazoa, Arthropoda, Arachnida, Trombidiformes, Tetranychidae. Gene Ontology annotation, biological process: protein insertion into mitochondrial inner membrane from matrix; mitochondrial respiratory chain complex IV assembly.
UUAUUCCUGUUAUUCAAUCUCAGCAUGUUAAUUUAAAUUCUUCAACUUUUAAUUAAAGAAUAGACUUUAAUUGUUAAAAUUUAGUUUCCAGUUGACAAAAUGUUCGCAAUUAGAUCAUCGGUUCCAUUUAGAUGUGAGAUGAACAGGUUAAGAUGUUUUCGGAUAAAAUGUGAUAAUCAAUUUAACCGAAUGUACUCUUCACAUGUUACCUUUAGAAUAACUAAUUGUUUACCUAAUUCUAAUCAACGACAAUUGUUUAAUUUAACGACGAAACAUCGUACAAUGGAUUAUAAUAUAUUCUGGUCAUCGAGAGCAUCAAUAUCUUCCUCUGUGUCAUCAAGCUCAUCAGGAUCUUCAUCAUUCUCAUCACAAUCGACUGAUAUUGAAUUGGGACCUUUGAAUUUAUCUCAAAUUGCUGAUGAAUUAGGAAAAUUAUCAAAUGCUGGUAAAACUGGAUCAUCUCCAAACGUUGCUCAAGAUAGUGUAUCAAUAACUGAUGUCGAUUUAACUGAAUUUACUUCACCAAUCGACAUAAACGAUUUACCUGAAACCUUAUUAACUGCAUCUGACAUUGGAUUAACUUGGUUUGCACCAACCAAUAUAAUCUUUAAAUCACUCAUGGCAAUUCAUGAACAAUUACCAUGGUGGGGAUCGAUUGCAGCUCUUACCCUUUGCCUGAGAAUUUUACUUUUUCCAUUAAUGAUUCGUAAUAUGAAAUCAACAUCAAACAUUUCAAAGAAUGUAAAGGAUCUUGAAGCUUGUCGAACUGAGUUUAGAUCUACAAUCGAAAGUGGAAAUCAUGCUUUACAGGUCAAAUCUGCUGUAAAGCUUUUAGAUGCAAUGAAGUCAAACCAAUUGACCGUUUUAAAAUCAUUAACACCAAUGCUUGGAAUGGGUGUCGUCUUUUCAAGCUGCUUUUUCGCCAUAAGAGGAAUGGCCAAUUAUCCGAUUGAAUCAAUGAGAACCGAAGGACUUUCAUGGUUUACCGAUUUAACAAUUCCAGAUCCCUACUUUGUCCUACCAGCAUUAACAUCAUUAACCCUUUAUUAUGUGAUAACCAAUGGAAAUGAAACAGUUCCCGUUGAUCCUAUUUCUGCCAAAGCAAUUAGGUUUAUGCCUCUUGUUUUAUGUCCAGUUGUGAUUAUUGUUGGUGCAUCAUUUCCCGCUGCUCUUAACACUUACUGGUUAACCAACAAUUUAAUUAGUUUGGGACAAGGUUUCAUAUUGAGGAAAACCAAAUUACGGGAAGUACUUGAGAUUCCGGAUGCAGCUAAAGCGACCCAAGAGAUGUCGAAGUCUUCAUUAGAAAGUACAAUGGAAAUGCAAAAAGAUAUUCAAUUAGCGGCUAAGCUUGUUAAAGAAGUUUAUGAAGCAAAGAUGAAUCGAGAUAUUAAAUUAAAAGCAGCACAAAUGAAGCAGGAUAAAAACGCUUGAAGUCCCUGGAAUUAAGAUAACAAUCAAUUUGGACAAUCUAAUUAAAAUCGAUGGAUAGUUUUACCAAUCAUCAAAUAGUUACACUCUCAUGGAGACCACCAAGUCAAACUGUUGUAAUGAUUAAAGUGUUGAUCAUUACGAUGAAACAAUUUAGGAGAUACAAUUUCUGUUCUCAUUUAUUGUAAAUAGUAUUUAUUACUAGUUGACUAAUUUAAAUCAUUUCACUCUUGAAAUUCAAGAAAUAUGUGAUUUCUAUUAUAUAAACCAGUUAAUUAACAAAUUGUA